Molecule: messenger RNA, 1236 nt
Organism: Pyricularia grisea
Lineage: Eukaryota; Fungi; Ascomycota; Sordariomycetes; Magnaporthales; Pyriculariaceae
Exons: 1
Coding region: 1-1236 (411 amino acids)
Molecular function (GO): hydrolase activity, hydrolyzing O-glycosyl compounds
Source: RefSeq, a predicted model, not a curated record
AUGCUUCAGUUCCUCUUUAUCGGUUUCCUCUUCGCCGGCGGCUAUUUCCACUACAUGUGGAAGGCCGAGGCGGCCAUUGGCGUGCCCUGGGAGCCCGACCUCGGAUCCCGCCAGUUCGCUCAACGGCCGCUGCUCCCCCCUAUUGCAAACACCUUCAUAGACACUUACGAGCUGCCUUUAUCUGCCAAAGGGCGUGACGUAGUCGACUCCAAGGGCCGCCGGUUCAAGCUCUCAUCGGUCAACUGGUACGGCGCCAGCGACGAGCUCUUCGUCCCCAGCGGCCUCGAUAUGCAACACCGAGACGUCAUCGCCCAGACCAUCCGUCGCUUGGGCUUCAACUCGGUCCGCCUGCCCUACGCCGACGAGAUGGUCAUCGCCAACCCGACCAUACUCCCGCACCUCGUAUCGCAGAACCCGGACCUGAUCGGCCGCCGCGCCCUAGACGUCUUCGAGGCUGUCGUAACGUCGCUCACCGACGCCGGCAUCGCCGUCAUCAUCAACAACCACAUAACCCAUGCUACCUGGUGCUGCGGCGCCGACCCCUGCGACGCCGGCUGGGCCAAUGACCACCUCGGCCCGCUGUGCCGCGUCUCCCAGACCGAGGAUGACUGGAUCGCCCACUGGGAGACGGUCAUGUCCCGCUUCACCGAGAACCCGCGCGUCAUCGGCGCCGACCUCCGCAACGAGGUCCGUGGCGUCUGGGGCACCAUGACCUGGAACCGCUGGGCCACGGCCGCCGAGCGCUGCGCAAACCGCCUGCUCAAGAUGAACAGCGACUGGCUCAUGAUCGUCGGCGGCACCGAGUCCGGUAAUGACCUGCGCGGCGCCCGCGACCGCCCCGUUCGCCUCGACGUCGACGAUCGCGUCGUCUACUCGGCGCACGUCUACGCCUGGUCCGGCUGGGGCUCGCGCGAGGGUCGCUACAGCAAGCGGCCCUACCCUUCCUUUGUCGCCUCGAUGCGUGAGAACUGGGCCUACCUGGUCGAGGGAGACGUCGCCCCCGUCUGGGUCGGCGAGUUUGGCGCCCCCGCCCACCCCAGCGUCGGGGACGCAAACUACUGGCAGAACCUCAUGCGCUACCUCAAGGCCAUCGAUGCAGACUUUGGAUACUGGGCCAUCAACCCGCGCAAGCCCAAGGAUGACGCAAAGGAGACGUACUCGUUGGUCGAGGAUGACUGGGUCACUCCCAUACUAGAUUACAGGAUGAAGGACAUGACGGAAUUGAUCAGGGCGUAG